UCCCGUCGAGGACUCUCGGUCGAGUUUCGACGAGUAGUCACGCUUUAACUCGCGAUCCGCGAGGCGGAUGUUAUCCGGAACGCGAGUUCACAGGUGCAGGUGUGCCCAGAUGUAACACGCGAAAGCUUUGAAAAAGCUGGUUGAUCCUAGCUCCUGCACCCUGUGCCAGAAACAUCCGGACGGAGACGUGGUUUUGAGCUGGUGACGAAACUCCAGGAGCCAGGAGACAGGUGUAGGUGUCAGGUGUCGCAGAUAGGUGUUGGGGUGUUUUAGAUCUUCGAGCCUGGGUCUGUCUUUAUUCGACGAAUACGCGGCCACCAUUCCAAUAGAAUCGUUGUUUCGAACACUUGUGGAUCGAAGCAAUUCUAACGAAUCACAUACAUAUACGCGGCGACAGGUGUAUUUUUUAAAGGUGAUAGUAGUCGUGGAAGGUGUGGAAAGAUUCAAAGAUUCAUUGAUCACACAGCAACACGGGACACUCGCUGUCUUGGAUACGCGCCUUCGCUUGUUCGAGUCGUUUAAGGUAAACACCGGUGUGUGCCACCGAUCGGCCGAGAUAUCUAGGUCAACAGGCAGUGGCCAGAGGCAACUAGUUGCGGCUGUAAUCGUUCCUGUAACCGAGGCCAGCGGCAGACGUUGUGUUCUUUUUUGGUUGAAAGAAGGAAGAAAGAAGAGAUCGUUCGUGAUAAUCUAACGCUGGACCAAUAAACGUCCGAGAUACCAGAGGCGGGAGGAUUUAUCUAAGAGGUGUCGAGAGAAGAACGGAGAGAAAUAGCUAGGCGAGAAAGGGGUCUAUUGUUCGUUAAGGUCGCGUCGCUCACGAUCGGAUUUCCUUGAUUACGGUUACGGUAUCGACGCGAAGGAACAGCAGCCGUGUUCUUUCCGGUGGAGGAAGAAAGUAAGAGAAUUUCGAUCAAUCUCGGCCAAGCGACGCGAGACGCGUUAUCCUUCAUCCUCGUUCUGGACGCGACUUUUGCCGAUUAUACGCGCUGAUGACAACUGCGGAUUUAUUAGAAAUUUUCGUUAAUUAGAAUGAUCCUCGGAUGUUUAUGUCUGUUCAUUCGAGUUGUUAGUUAAGGCGAAGGAACGAAGGAAAGAAAGAAGCAAAAAGACAAUAAAGUGUAUCAUAUCCGAGAAGAUCGAAGCCAAUUGGAAUAUUACAGAAAUGAUUGGUUGAUCCGUCUUUUAUCGUGUUUUGAAAUAUUUUUAUUCGGCUUAUUCGAUAUUCGUUAGUUAGAGUGUUUGUAGCAGUGAACGGGAAUUACCAAGGCCUAAUUAAGGAUUUAGUUUUGUAAUGAUUCAAGUGUCGUCGAUUACGCGAUAGAGUUUAGUGAUAGUUAUCUAGAGAGGCGGUUUGUAGGAGUGCUCAGAGCAAAGAUAACGGCCUUGAAACUUUUCCAUGCACGGAUCGGAAGACCGAGCUAGGAAAGAUGCUCUAUGCCUGACAGCGUGACUACAGCUAAAGGUCGUGAUCGAUCGACUUACUUCGAUGGCCUAAAAGAACUUUAAACGUUCAAGGUCAUUAUGCAUAGCGAUAAAACGGAAACGUAAAGUGCGGACAAGUCGGUUGGUCCGUUCGAUUGUUACGACACCUAGCUAUUUCGUUUUGAAAUAGCGUAACGCACGAGUCCUAUUCUAUUCCAUUGCAUUUGGCCAAGAAUCUAGUCUCAAUAGAAAAUCCUCGUUACAGGCCAGAUGAGGCGAUAGCGGAAUUCGUUAAUCCGCACGAUGUCGUGUCAAGGAUACUCAACCGAUCAAGAACGUCCUGGCAUUCGCGAAAUGUGCCACGCACAUCCCUCGAUCUCUCUCGAGUUCUUACAGAGUUUUUAUAAGACUUCACAGACACCGUCGUGCUUAACGAAGCGACGAUAACGGAGGAUCGCUUCGUCAGGACUCAGACUGUUCUCGCAUCACCUAUGCGUUGUAUCAUCUAAUUCCACUCUAAAAGCGGAACGUAAAAGCAACGUCGUCGGACUGAUAGAAUUAACGAAACCACAAAGCGUACCGAUCGUAUUUCCUCGUUUCCACACGGUCCUAAACAUCGCACAGCCUAAAACCUCAGGUGGAUCAACAAAGGCAAAUCCUCGUCGAUCCUCGCUUUAAUUAACGCUUUGAUCAAACAACCUCUAGACCAGUCGCAAGCCAAAGUGUUCGCCAGAUGACAUAGUUCGCUAAAUGAGAUCACUGAAGCGACUUGUCGAUUGAACGAUUCAGAAAGCUGCUACUUGUGGUCGAUGCGAAAGGAGGCUCGACGGUCGACCUCGCGAACGAAACAGCUCCCGACCCCUUAGUAGUCAACGGACAAAAGCGGCCUGGCCGGCACUCGAUGAGUCCUAGUGAAGAUAAGGAUCCUCGAAAACCCUUGAUCGUUUGCCUGGAACGUCUGAAGAAGCUCCGGUUGGCACCUAUUUGAGAGCGGUCGGGUGAUGCGCGGGAGCAGCUCUGAACUCCUGCUGGAGGCAAGUUGCGUCCAGUGUCAGAGCGAUCAUCACGCCGGCGAGCACACCACCAGGCAUCAGCAGCAGCAUCAGCUAAACGAGAAACACGACUUUCAGGAGCGAGAGCUACGUCGUCGCAAACUGUUGGAGCUCGGGUUCGGCGCUUCGCGGCGCCGACCGCCACGGCGUACCUGCCGUCAGCGGUUCAACUUUUACGCCACCUCGGCGUUGGCAUUUGUCGCGACGUCCGGCGGUGCGGCCCUAUUAUUUUUGGUGCCGCUAUACGUCGAUCCGGCCAUCAGCACUCUAGCUGCCGAUUUCUCGCCAGAUCCGGUCAUCUGCACCACCUCCAGGCGCGAAGAACUCGCUGGCUUGUUCAAUUGUACCUGGAGUUCCUGCCGCGAAGGAUGCACCAGUGACGUUUAUAGGUGUACGCAUAUAUACGUCACGUAUACACCAUGGAGCAAUACGAGCAUGAAGAAUGACACCGGGGGUAGAGGCAAUUCGGAGAACUCUACCGGCGUCACGCACACCUCAACCACUUCGGUGCCGACGCCAGGCGACGUGGAGGCAGUGCUCCUGGUGAACAUCAAGGGGUGCGGCUAUCCGCCGAUCGUCGACUGCGAAAACUUCACCCGCGAACUAGGCUACGAAGGCGCGAAAUUCCCCUGCCAUUACAGCCGCGUGAACGGCAGCAUAGUGAUGGCGAACUAUAACCGCGAGGCGCAGGUCACCACCAUCAUACACUUCUUCGCGGCGCCUUUCGUAGUGACUCUCGCGACCAGCGUCGCUCUGUGUGUGAUGCACUGUGACUGCAGGUGCAGUCCACCGCCACGGCAUUCGUCGCGAGGAAUGAGAAGAGGCAGGGGCAACGAUCUCAGAAUCGAGUUAUGUAAAUUCUGCAACAUACAUAUCGGCCGUUAGAACCGUCACUGUUAAUAUACUCGGUGUGAGUAUACACCAGCUUGGUGUGAGUAUCGCCGUUUUGUGAUUUCGUUUUGUCUCGUCUAUCAAGUGAACAUGAUGUUGCGUAUGUUACGUUUUAAACGAGCGUCGUCGUGCGCGCGCGCGCGCGCGCAAGGUGUGCGCGUUUCGAGACCGCUUUUCACGAUCGAUGUUCAAGCUGACGAUCUUUCGAGGCUUCUACAGAGAGUGCUUUUCAAACUGUCGUUCGUUAUCUCCAUUGCAUUUCUAUUCGUUGCGAGAGUGAAUUGAUUAUACAUGGUUACAUAUUAACAUGCAGGAUGGAAUCAUUUCUUUAUUAUGCUUCUGUGAGUUUCUGUUGGUCGAUUCACCAGCUUUUGAUUAUUUUUUGUGGUACAAAACGAUUUUAUGUUAUGUCAACGACUACAAACAUUUUCCUUUUAUAAAUAGUAUUGAUGGUGACGUUAUUUUGAAGUUUCAGGAUGUAUUCUCAUAACUUUGUUGCGUUUGAUCCUUAAAUGACGUUAUUGAGUCAUAGAUGACAGAGAAUAGUUAAAUUUAAGCAGGUUACCUAAUUUUGGAUAAAAGUAAUAUUGAUAAUUUUUAAUUAUUACAUAUAACUUAAUUAAUAUCUGAUAACCUAAUUAAUAUCUAUAUAAAAUGAAACUAAGUAGCCUAGUUGAGAUCUAAUUUGAACUAUUAUGAUCAUUUAUGACUUAAACAUACAAGAUAAGAGAAUAUGACGAUUUUGUAGAUUUUGGAAAACUUUUUCUCAUAUUUUAGACGAAAUUAUUUCGAAAUUUGGGCUAUAAUGAUUUUAAGUUCUGCAAUAAUUUAUAUUUCACAAUUUGGGACGUUUGGAAUAGCUAUUCACUAAUACAUUUAUUAAGUAUGGUGAAGUGCUCGACCAUUCAUUACGUGUAUGGUACAUUCUUCACUCUCGAAACGAGUAGAAUAAAUCUUGCUACUAAUUUUGAAACCCCCUGUAUGUGUCCUUAACAUGCUCAGUGUUUUGCAAACAUGAAUUUUGGAGCUUCGUUUAAACUUUCAUAUUUGAAAUAAUAAAUAUUGAUUUGAAACAUUGGUUUAUUCGUUAAUGUUUAUUUCGUGAAUGGAUCGUGAAUACAUUUCGAAAUUGAAAAAUUUUCUGACUAUUAUACGAAAACUAUUAAUUCAGUGACACUGAACGUGCUAAAGAUAGAAAGUUUAAUAUUGUAAAUUGGUUCUAACGUAUUAUUAUUCGAAGAUAUUAAACUUAAAUACUCACAGUUCCAAUAAGUUUGUCUUCUUUUCGAAUUUAUUUUAUUAUUAUUACUGUCGAUAAGUAAAAAAUUUUUCUGUGUAAAUCUUUCUAUAGAGUAAAAAAUAACGAUUUCAAGUUAUUCAUUUUUUAUCACGAAUUUUUCAAGUAAUUUAAAAGAUAUCUUAUUAACCUUCUCAUUUGUCUAAUUUCAAUAUUCUCUUUUUACAGUGAACUUAAUGGAAGAACUAACAAUAAGAUAUAUAAAAUGUUCAAUUGCUAUCAUUUUAACCGUAUCACUUUUAAUUGAUUAUUCAGCAAAUUUUUUCAUUCCAUUUUAUUAAAAAAAAAAUUUCAUUCAAAUCUAUUAUGGAUCCACACAGCAUAUUCGCGAGAAAUGCUUCAAAGAAAGUUUUGCUUGAUGAAAGCUUGUGUGUUGCACUGCUGAUUGCCGAGAUAUAGGCUAUGGAAACACAUGUCUGCGUGAUGCGAAAAUAUCUCGAUAUACAUAUAACACAGAAUACCGCAGUUUAUAUUAUUCUGAUAUUUACGUAAAUAUUAAUAAUCUCGAAGAGACUAACUUGCGCCAAUGAAACGUUUCCAGCGACGAAGGUGAGAAAUGUUCCUUUGGCCCUCUACACAUUAUCACGUUCGGGAUAUUGUGCAGGGAGUUAAAAAACGGGAGUUCAGAAAUUUGCAGAUUUCGAGUGCUCGAUGAGCUAAGCAAAGCUGAUUUAUCGUCAGCCGACUGUUUUAUAUAAAAAUCAUUCACGCAACUUUAUUAUUUAUUAUACUCAUAAUUACCUUGAAUUUCAGAAUUGUAAGUUGUCGUUUUCUGUUGUUUACCUUUCCAUAUCAUCAGAAUCGAAGAAAAAGUUCUGAAAUAAAAGAAACAUAAUUUUUAUUAUUAUCCAACCAAGAACUGACAAGUUGCGUUGAAACAGUUAAUCUGAAAAUGUUUAAUGUCAAUAACAAUUUCUUGCCCAGGGACAUCGAAUAUUAGAAGCCAUCAAUUUCCGAAAUCACCUUUUUUAAAUCUCUGCACUUAUUGCUUCUAACUUGUGUGCUAUUUUAUUAUUGUUGACCGACUCGCACGAAUGUUUCUCACGUAUGCGUCUUUGAGAAAGAAUCUUAAUUAUUAAAGUCAUUUACAUAUAAUAUAACAAGUAUAUUAGCGUACACAUCGAAGCAUCGUCUAUUUUAAAUCGAUCGAAGAAGAUAAAAAAGCUAGACUACGAUCGAUUCGUAAACUCGUGUAAGCUUACCUGUACGUUUCCCAAGUUUUUGGAAACACAAUUCGAUGGACCAGUCGCAUUUUGUUUUAUGUGUGCGUUCGUGUACCGUGCCAAGAUCUCUUCGAGUUAUCGAUACGAUUUGUUUUUCAGCUACUUCCAUCGACAUUGCCAAAAAUCGUCCGACUUGCGACUAUGGUGUCGUCGGUAAGCAAUUCGGGAUAUAGUUUCAAGCUGACUAUUUCGUUCCAGUGUACACGACACGCGUGUACACUUCGAGAUUUUAUUCUUUCUUUUCCUUCAAUUUCUACAAUGUUUCAUCUUCUCGUCUUCUGUUCGUUUCUACGUGUUGCAUGAAUACACGAGGAUGAAACGCUGGGCACAAUAUCAAGCACGGAUAACUCGUAUGGAAAUUGCUCGAAACUUGUUAAUUGUAGCAGCCAGUUUUCUUGUAGAAAAAGAAGUAGCAGGAGCAUAAAGCUACACAUAGAUAAAUUAGACUUUUAUUAGAAAUUUAUAUAUUAUAAUUAAUUUGUUAGUGUGGAGUAUAAUUGACUAAAUGAUAAGGUACAGAGAUAGACGAUGCAGAAUGCCAAAGGCGAUUAAACCAAUUUAUAUAACGUAUAAAUCACAACGAAAUGCGACUACAAUGAAAUAACGAAAAAGUAUGGAUGCAAAGAGAAUUCAAGUAAAAGUAUACAAACACGUUAGCAAAAUUUAAAGAAACGUGAAUACGAGAAAUAAAGCUUAGAGCUAAUCAACAGUUGACAAGGGAAACAAAUGCAACUCAUACUAUGUGAAGCUUACGAGUGAGUUAGAGUACUGGAACUGCGAGGCACGCGGAUAAGGCCAGCAAUAUUCGACUAUGCAAAUCGUAAGAAAAGUUGCAGUCAGUUGGUAAACGCGCGGUCGAAAAAUUUUGCUAAGUAUACUUUGUGGGGCACGCUGGUGAUGCAAAAGUGACAAUGCUGCACGUCUGACAAAGAUAAUUCGGAGCGCCCUUUUCGCUUUGACGUUUGACAAAACAACUCGCGAUCGACGUAAACACGGUCAAACCUGUGUGCGUAUGCUAGAGUUUAGGUACCACAAGACCACUGUCUUAGCAGAAAACGGCCUAGGCUCGAGCCCGCCGACGCUCAAUGGGCGACAAAAGUGUCGUUUGUUGACAUACCGUGCUAAAAAUAGAACUACCGGUACCUACAUGUCGAUGAGUCAUCGGUUUACGAAAAUAACUCCGAGCAUUAUUCUAUAUUUAAAUUACGUGAAUUAGAUGAUGCCCCAAGGUUAAGAAUACAAUUUCUGCAACACUUAGGUAUUUGUGGAUGUUUCUUUUGACUACUUACAACAUCUUGACAAUAUAUGUAGCUGUUUACCAUUGUUAACCCCUUCCCGUGCCAUUUAGUUGGACGAAACUCGAGCCCAAGCGGUAGACAUCGACGAGCGCUGAACAGACCAGACUGAUGCUCGUAAACAAUCGCAAUACGAACCGAAAUGUAGAAACUAACAUUCAGUCACGAUCGUAACGGGGCAACAAAACAAUCCGCGAGCUCGGUUGUUAUGUUUACGUUUGACCCAAGUAUCUGGUCGCGAGUCAGACUCGCGAUAUUUACGUUUGGCCCAA
This is a messenger RNA of Bombus huntii, 7455 nucleotides long. RefSeq names its product protein tipE (gene Teh1). Gene Ontology annotation, molecular function: sodium channel regulator activity. Bases 2427 to 3362 code for a protein of 311 amino acids. The record is from RefSeq and is a predicted model, not a curated record. Lineage: Eukaryota; Metazoa; Arthropoda; Insecta; Hymenoptera; Apidae. Gene Ontology annotation, biological process: regulation of sodium ion transport. The transcript is spliced from 3 exons.